Molecule: messenger RNA, 908 nt
Organism: Phlebotomus papatasi
Lineage: Eukaryota; Metazoa; Arthropoda; Insecta; Diptera; Psychodidae
Exons: 4
Coding region: 27-809 (260 amino acids)
Cellular component (GO): extracellular region
Molecular function (GO): chitin binding
Source: RefSeq, a predicted model, not a curated record
GUUUUACCACAAAACGUCUUCACGAGAUGAAAUCAAUUUGUUUUCUGGCACUUUUCGCUGCUUUGGCUACGGCCAGCACAGAUCUUGGUUUAGAACCAGGUCACAUACUUCAAAGGAGUGUAGGGAUCAGUCCAGCAGCAACUCCAGAGGAGAUCUGCAAUGGUGGCUUUACUCCAAGAUGCGGAGACUGUGCUACGAUGUUGACUUGUUUAGGCCCAACGACUCCUCCUCGACCAUCAAGUUGCCCACCAGACAAGCCAUAUUGUGACCCUAACAGAAAUAUGUGCUCAGCAGUUCCCCCAACUGUACCCUGCGAUGAUGGUCUUGUAGGUGGUAGUUUUACAUGCACUCAGCCCAAUGGAAUCUUUCCACAUCCAACCAAUUGCAGUCAAUACUACGACUGUGCUAAUGGCAAUGCUUUCCUUGGAGAGUGCAAUGCCAAGCAAGUUUGGUCCGGAAUUGGAAUGAUGUGUAAACCCAAAAAAUUAUCCACAGACUGCGGAACAUUCAACUGCAACAGGUAUCCUGGACAACUGAGAGCCUAUUCCAUCAACAAUGCUUACUACGCGUGGUGUGGUGAAAUUCUCAAUGGAGAACAGGAAAUAAUUGUUCUGAAAUGUGAACGUCCGAAUGAGUAUUUCACGGGACAGAUGUGCGAAUUCCAGUGCAAGGAUGUUAAACUCUACGCAGAUCCUCUAGACGCAGCCUGGUAUUACGACUGCUAUAGGAGCGGAACUACAUUCGUGUACGAACAUAGACAAUGCACUCUCAACAGACUAUUCGAUGAACCGAGUCAGUCUUGCAUAUAAAAGUCUAAUUCAUUUUCAAGAGAAAGUGAAAAUAUUCUUGUGUAAUUUGAGAAAGUCUUACUGUUAUCUUAAUGAAAAUAUAGCAACAUUUGCAAUAAU